Molecule: messenger RNA, 1830 nt
Organism: Sitodiplosis mosellana (orange wheat blossom midge)
Lineage: Eukaryota; Metazoa; Arthropoda; Insecta; Diptera; Cecidomyiidae
Gene: Atac1
Product: ZZ-type zinc finger-containing protein 3
Exons: 4
Coding region: 93-1445 (450 amino acids)
Molecular function (GO): zinc ion binding
Source: RefSeq, a predicted model, not a curated record
AAUGACAGUUCGAUAAUACAGACGAAAGAAAUAUUAACAUCAUACGGUAUUUUCAUGUUUUAAAAACUUUGUGUGUUUCAAUAGAUAUAAAAAUGGAUAGUUCAAAUGUUAUGAUGGAAGAUAGUGUGGACGAAUCAUCAGAAAACGCAAACCAACCAACUGACGACGAAUACGACAGUGAUAACGAAGAUUUUUAUUUUGAAUCGGAUCACUUGGCAUUGCGGGGAAAUGCGGAUUACCGUGCGGCUUUAAGAACAAUAGUCAUUUUGGAGGCUCAACGAAUCGAGGCAGCGAAACACAUUGACAGAAUUGCCCAAGCACAUAGAAGAGCGUUAGAGGACCCAGAAGAGUUUUUGAAAAAGUUGAUAUCAAAAGAAGGUCUGGACUUACCAGCACCAAUAACAAUACAAAAUGUUCCAAAAAUCAAGUUUGAAAAAUAUAAUAUACCGAGUCCCGUCAAUGUACCAUGCACAUAUGAACCCAAGGCUAAAGAAGAGAAUGAUUUCACUGUGCGUGGAAGAGUCUUUGAUCAAACAAAACCAGAAACAUUCAAUCAGCUGUGGACGUGUGAGGAACAGCGCCGCCUGGAAGAAUUGCUGGUGGAAUAUCCACCCGAGCCGAUCGAAAUGCGACGUUUUGCGAAAAUAGCCAAAGCAUUGGGCAAUAGAACGCCGCGUCAAGUGGCAAGUCGAUUACAAAAGUAUUUUCAAAAACUGCAUGCGGCUGGAUUACCAGUGCCUGGUCGUCAGCCCAGACGCAAUGCCAGAAUAUAUAGCUCCCGGAAAAACCGAAUUGCGAAGCAUAUGGUUCGGCCGACGACAUUCUUUCCAUCAAACUACGUGCCUGUGAACAUAACAAAUGACGAUGAUAACAACGCCAAUUCAUUUUUGGAUCCUAAUUAUUACCGCAAUGGCUGCAACGCAAAUAGCAUGAACGACGGAGAUGUGGACAAUAUAAUCAUUGUUGAUGAACCUAGUGACACUGAGGUGAACGUUAGCAUGAAUGAUGACGCGAAAAUAGCUGCCAUAAUAGAAAGAGUAAAAAGAGACAAAGAAAGGGAACAUCCCAUCGAAACAUCCAUUAGUGAACACAAUGGAUACAAAUGUGACUAUUGUGACGAAGAACCCAUUUCUGGCACUCGAUGGCACUGUAUUACAUGCAAAGAUCAAUCUAGCGAUUAUUGUUCAGACUGUUUUGUUACUCAGACGCAGGAUGAUAAACACCAUUCAUUCGAUCACAUAUUUAUCGGCUAUCGCAUCUCAUCUGACUAUCACGCUGAGUCGGAUGUUGAAAGCGAUGACGACGAUGUAGAUGCCGAUGCAGACGCAGAUGCAGACGCAGAUGCAGAAGAAUAUGCUGAUGAUACCAAUGAAGAGGGGUCGCUGCUCAAUAACUCACCGGGCAAUGUUGGCUUUGAAGAUUCCAUAAAGACUUUUUUUCGAUAAAGACUAUUUUCAGAAAAACAGCAAAUCAAACAAAUUAACAUUUCGUUAGUUCUAUCCGUGUAUGGAAUUUCAAAAACCUUAUAUGAUCAAUUUAGAUAUAAACAUAACAAUUUUGGAUGUUAUUCAGUUGAUCUUUUGAAGUCAAAACUCUAAAAAUUGCUAGAAGAAAUUCAUAUUCCAUGUGAUAGCCUAUAAUAACUUCAGUUUAAUUUGUUUAAUGCAAACUCUAAUGUGUUUAUUCAUUCUAACGGCCUUAUUUGGAUGGUGAUAAGGAAUGAGCUGUGACUUGAUGAUCAUGAAAAUCUAGAAAAACAAUGAAAUCCAAUAAAAAUUAUCAACAUUUUCGACACUUUGAAAUAAAUGCUUCGAUUUAUUUUCUAUAAAA